Rana temporaria (common frog) is the source of this 6852-nucleotide messenger RNA. Its product is annotated as mycocerosic acid synthase-like. The coding region runs from base 139 to 6381 and encodes 2080 amino acids. Gene Ontology annotation, molecular function: fatty acid synthase activity; 3-oxoacyl-[acyl-carrier-protein] synthase activity. NCBI's taxonomy places the organism in Eukaryota, Metazoa, Chordata, Amphibia, Anura, Ranidae. The record is from RefSeq and is a predicted model, not a curated record. The transcript is spliced from 6 exons. Gene Ontology annotation, biological process: fatty acid biosynthetic process.
GCAAAUAUAAUAAUCACAGAGAUUCUAACACAUUCUUCUUUUGUUUCCCAGCAUUAAUCAGGUUGGAAAAAACUGUCCUCACCUUAUGGUUAUCUUACAGUUAUACGGUUCGCAUUUACCUUUUAGAACUACUGGAAUAUGGAUUACCCAGAAGAUGCAAUAGCAAUAGUUGGAAUAGGAUGCAAUUUUCCUGGUGGGGAGGGAAUUGAUAACUUUUGGAAAGUUAUUGCUGAAGGAAGGAACUGCACAGUUGAGAUACCUGAAGAAAGAUUUAUCACCAAACACUGGUACGACUCAGAUUAUAACAAGCCGGGCAAAAUAUGCACCAAUCGAGCAGCUAUUGUAAACGGAAUUCAUAUGUUUGACAACAAGCUGUUUGGAAUUCAUAAUGCGGAGUCUGAUCACAUGGAUCCACAGCACAAAUUACUGCUGCAAUGUACAUACAGGGCUCUGGAAGAUGCUGGUUAUGCCAUGGAGAGCAUCAGUGGAAGCAAUACUGGAGUCUACAUUGGUUUAAUGAACAAAGAUGCAGAAUUUAUAUACAAUAAUUAUCCUGAAAAUAUCAAUCACUUCAAUGGAACUGGCACAUCAAUGUGCAUAGCAGCAAACAGGAUAUCAUAUCAAUUCAACCUGACUGGGCCUUCUUUGUCUCUGGAUACUGCCUGUUCUUCCUCCCUUGUUGCACUACAUUUAGCAUGCCAAGCCAUCAGACAAGGAGAUUGUGAGAUGGCGAUAUGUGGUGGUGUCAGCUGUAUUAUAGAUCCCCAUAUCUAUGUUGCUCUCAGUAAAGCAAAAAUGAUCUCUCCUGAAGGAACAAGUAAACCAUUUUCCAAGAAGGCUGAUGGUUAUGGAAGAGGAGAAGGAUGUGGCAUUGUCAUUCUUAAACCUUUAAAACAGGCUAAAGAAGAUUACAGCAAAAUCUGGGGAGUCAUAUGUGCAUGUUCAGUUAACCAAGAUGGGCGGUCAGUAACACCAAUUACCAAACCAUCCCAAGACCAGCAGGAAAAAUUAUUAAAACGUAUCUACACAGCUAUAGAUCCAUGUUCUUUACAGUAUGUUGAGGCUCAUGGCACUGGAACACCUGUUGGGGACCCAAUAGAAGUCACCAGCAUAGGAAACAUCAUUGGGAAAAAACGCCCAAGUGGAAUGAAACCUUUGAAGAUUGGAUCAGUUAAAGGAAAUAUUGGACACACAGAAUCUGCUGCUGGAAUGGCUGGAUUAAUAAAGGUUCUGCUAAUGAUGCAUCAUGAAGUGAUUCCCCCAUCUUUACAUUAUUCUAAAGAACUUGGUAUUAAACAAAUUGAAGAAUCCAAACUAGUUGUUCCAACAGUUCCUGAGAAUUGGCACGAAGAUGUAAAAUUUGGAAGAAUGGCUGGCAUUAAUUGCUUUGGCUUUGGGGGAACUAAUUCUCAUGUGAUCAUCAAACAAUACAAAGAAAAAAAUUCCAAACAUCAUUCCAAAAGGCCUUCUGAAAUAUUUGUUUUCUCAGCUUGCUCCAGCAAAUCACUUCAACUCAUCAUUGAAGACACGAAGCAAGAGCUGAGCAAAAUGCCAUCAUCAUUAUCUCUGGAAAACUUGGUCUACACUGCUGCCUGCAGAAGAAGUCAUGUUAAUUUCAAAUACAGAGCAGCAUUUUUGGCCUCUUCCCUGCCUAAUCUGCAACAGCAACUUCAGUCUGUAAAUACAGAGACAGCCCCAGCCACAAAAAGCCCUCAGAUUGUGUUUGUGUUUUGUGGGAAUGGAGUCCUUUCCAAAGGGAUGUGCAAGGUAUUGCUAGAAAAUGAGGAAGUCUUUAAAGCUAAAUGUUUAGAGGUAGACAAGAUGAUUCAAGUUUACACUUCCCUUUCUGUGGUACAAUUGCUGGAGAAUGAAUAUGAUGACUUUUCCAGCCCAGAUGUUGCACAGUUGUUGCUCUUUACCAUCCAGGUGUCACUGGUGGAUCUUCUGAGACACUGGGGGGUGAAUCCAGACUGUGUUUUGGGACAUUCAGUAGGAGAAGUUGCUGCAGCCUAUUGUUCUGGUCUUCUUUCGCUUGAAGAUGCUGUUAAAGUUAUUUAUCACAGGAGCAAAUUGCAGUGUAAAGUAACUGGAGGGAAAAUGCUUGUGGUUGGAAAUGUACCAGUAAAAGAAAUAUCAAAUAUAGUCUUGUCAAGCAAUGGAAAAGCAUGUAUUGCUGCUUACAACAGUCCCUCUUCAUGUACAGUUUCUGGAGAUGGAGAGGCUAUACAGCAGAUCAGUGAUCACUUAUCUCAACACUACAAGAAACGCAAUAUAUUUCUCCAUGAUUUAGAUGUCCCAGCUGCAUACCACAGCCACUUGAUGGACCCAAUACUGGAUGACAUAAAAUACAUUUUAUCAAACUUACACACAAAUAAUUUGAAAUGUGAGCUGAUUUCAACAGCCACUGGUAAGCCAGCAACAAAAGGAGAUUUUACAACUGGAGAAUACUGGGCCAAAAAUAUUCGUGAUCCAGUUGAGUUUGAACAAGCUAUAAAAGCUUCCGCAAAUAAUAAAGAACACAUUGCAUUUAUAGAAAUUGGGCCACGCAGAGCACUACAAAAAAAUAUUGUUGACAUCGUUGGAUCAAAAACAUUUGUUAUGCCUGCUGCACAUCCAAAAAAUGAGCACGAAACUCUUUUCUCUUUGCUGAGUGCUCUUUUUAAAAAGGGUUAUAAUCCUAAUUGGAACAAUGUAUUUUCUGAAUACAAAUCCUCUCCGUCUUACAUUCCAAGAUAUCAGUUUGAGCACAACAAGCAAGAUAUCCGUUUUGAUGAAAUUAGGCAAGGAAACCAAUCUGCAGGCUCUCUCAUUCAUCCACUGGUGCACAGUGUAAGUGCAGAUUUCACCAAGUUUAAAUGCACUCUGUCAAAAUCACUGACACCAUAUGUUUAUGAGCACAAGAAUUUGGGGUCAACCCUUGUUCCUGGUGCUUUCUUUGUAGAACUUGCAUUAGCAGCUACAGUUAUAAGCUUAAAGCCCAGGGUGCCCUUACACUCCUUAGAAAUCAGUGCAACAUUUUUGAAUCCCUGUAUUCUUCAAAAGGAAUCACAGGAGCUAAAUGUCAAGAUACACCAACAAGACCAAGUAAUUCAUUAUGAAAUUCUGACAUCACAUGUCUAUGCAACUGGGCAUGUGCAAAAACUUAACAUUAGAACAGACGGGGACAAAAGAAUUUACAUUCGGCAUAUUGUCAAGAGAUGUCAGACGGUUUUCAAAAAGGAAGAUAUCCAUGAAUUACUAUCCAAUUUUGGAUUUGAAUAUGGAAAGAUCUACAAACAACUGUGUGAUGUUCACUAUGGGGAAGAACUGAAUGAAGGGAUUGCUAAGAUUAAAAUUGGAGAAGUCAAAGAAACAAUGUAUGAAUACCACAUACACCCAGUGAUUUUGGACUGUUUCCUUCAAAUGGUUGUUUGUGUGGUUGGUUCUCGAAUAAAAGAAGCUGCAGCGAUAUUUCCAUCUUCCAUAGGAAGUUUGACCAUUUUCCAACCUCUUCAAGAGGAAAUGGUGAUCUACAUAAAAACAAUAAAAAUUACUGAAAGUUACACUGAAGUCUGUGGAUGCUUCGCUGAUACCAAUGGUUUGGUGUUGGUAGAAAUAAAAAAUGCCAGAAUGGCACUCAUGAAACAAGCAGCAAGAACACAAAAUAACAACUUUUUUCAAAUUAAUUGGACAAAAAUACCAAGCUUAAAAAGUGAAUCAAAUGAGAAGCCAAGCAUGCUGGUUUAUGCAGAUAACUCUGGAGUAAGUCAGCAAUUAUCAGCAUACAUACAUGAAGGAGUGAACUACAUUAACUUUACCAGCUGGGAUUCAGACAUCCAAUUACACAAACUUCUCAGCAGUGAGUGUAAAGAUGUUGUGUUUAUGUGGGGGAUCCAUAGACUCAGUGAUACAAUUCCAAACAAUUCAACACAAUAUCUAGCAAAAUGUUGUGAAGUCUACCGAAAUCUGAUUUUGGCAGUAAGACAGAAAGGUUCUGAAGCAUCUAUCAAGACAGUCACAUUCAGAACAACAGAAAACACUGUAGAUCACAUUAAUCCUGGUUUUGUUUUUGUUGGGAUGACACGAGCUUGUAUUACUGAAGUGACCAACAUUACUUUUCAGCUAAUCGAUAUUGGCUCUUCAAGUCCACAAGAUGUGGCAGUGCUUGCUCAAGUUCUCCUUCACUACAAACCAAAUGACCACCCAGAGAUAAGGAUUAAAGAAGGCUGUAUUUACACAGGUGAAAUUAUACACACAGACAUUGAAAACAGUAGACAACUAUCAGCACCCUUAGAGAAGUCAGAUAAUUUUACUUUGUGCACUUCAGAUAUUCAUACUAUAGCUGACCUUUCUGCCGAACCAAAUAAUUCUAGCCUCAAUAAGCUCGCAGGCAAAGAUGUAGAGAUAAGAAUUGACAAAAUAGGUGCCCACACCGAAGACUAUUUUCCUGUUAGUCUUUUUAGCUGGCAAUAUGGAAACACAUUGUACUGGAAUGGUAUGGUUUCUGAUAAACAUAAGCUAAUCGCUCUGGAUUUAGCAGGAACUGUAACAGCCAUUGGAAGAGAUGUCCAGAAAAUUCAAAUUGGGGAUAGAGUUGCUUCAUGUUAUCCAACAGUUGCAAAUUCCAAAGUGAGGAUUCCUGAAAGAGUUUGCUGUUUAAUUAAGAAGUUUCCAAUGCUAAGAGAUACACCUUUUGUUUCUCUGUUUGUCUUGGCUUGGGAAAUUUUACAUAAGAGACUACCACGUGCAAAAAAUAAACCUAGACUAACAAUUGUAACACCAGAAGAAAAGUCAGUUUUGAGUACACUUUUAUCAAAGGCAGCAAAACAAAGUGGCUGGGAAACCACAAUAUCUCCAGGAAUUACAGCUAAUGGCAAGCAGUGCAGUGCCAUGGUUAUUCUUCCUACAUCAGAAAUAAUAUCAGGAGAAGACAUUGCCCAUCUUUCCAUUCUUAAAGAUGUGGUAAUCAUAUGUGACCACAAAAAUUCUACCUAUUUUCAAAGUUUAGCAAGCAGCUGCAGACAAAACAUUCACAUACACAUACUUGACCUUGCAAUAGUUUUUCAAAGAGCAUACCUGCAAGAGUCUGCCAAAGACAUUUACAAAUGGCUUCGGUCACUGUUUUCAGAUGUUCACCUCAUCUUACCUAAAUCUAUCAUGCAGGCUUCUAACAGUACUUCAAAUUUGAACAAUACAGUAUCUAGUUAUUUUAAAGCACAAUCUUUACCACUCAUUGAGUUGGACAAUAACACAAUUAGAAAGAUACCAAUGUCUAUGUCUGGUGCAGUUCUUUUCAAGCACAAUGCUGUUUACAUUGUGGCAGGUGGCCUGACUGGGUUGGGAUUUGAAACAGUGAAAUUUAUUCUACACAAUGGAGGUGACCACAUUGUUAUUCUCUCAAGAAGAAACCCAAACACUGAAAUGGAACAACAAAUAGCCAAAGCAAGAAGUGAAAACGAGAACACUAAGAUAAUAACACUACAAUGUAAUAUAAGCCUCUAUGCUGAUGUGAAGAAAGCAAUUGAUUCAAUACAAAAGAUUUUUACCAAAAUUCCAGUCAAAGGUGUUUUUCACAGUGCUGUUGUUCUGCAUGACAGCAUCUUAGAAAUGUUAAAUUUGUCACUCUUUGAGAAGGUCCUGGGCCCAAAAGUUGAUGGAGUUGUGAAUCUUCAUCUUGCCACAUUAAAUCAAAAGCUGGAUUAUUUUGUAUGUUAUUCAUCCAUUGCAUCAUUUGCUGGAAACUCUGCACAAGCUAAUUAUGCUGCUGCCAACUCUUUCUUGGACAUUUUCUGCCAAUACAGAAGAAAUCUUGGCCUUCCUGCCCAAUCAAUUAAUUGGGGAGCUCUGAAUACCGGGCUGUUACUUGAUCGAACACAGGUUCAUAACAUUUUGCAAGCAAAAGGACUACUUCUAAUAACUGUACCGGAAAUGCAUGAAUACCUGAAGAGAAGCCUUCUUAUAGACAAUUGCCAACAGGCAAUAGUCAAGUUUGAUUUUAAAUUGAUGUAUGACAACUUGGCUUCACGCAUCCCAGUUAUGAAGAGGCGAUUCAUCAGUUUGGUUAUGGAACAUGUGAUCAAUUCGGAUGACAAAAACCAAAUAAAGCAAUCCAAAGUUAAUAAACAAAAAUCAGAGGAUUACGUUUUGUCAUUAGUAAGUGAACUCACAAGUGUCACAAUAAGUGACAUCACAAUGAACAGCCUUCUGAAUUCAUUGGGGAUUGACUCCAUGUUGGCAAUGACAUUACAGAAUCGUAUCUUUGAAGAGAAAGAAGUAAAUGUUCCUGUUGUCAAACUACUGGAUCCCAAUACAACCAUUUUAGAGGUGGCAUCAUUGAUUAAACAAAACUCUCCUGAUGAAGAAAAGCUGGUGGAGAACGUCAUAUUUGAAACUCAGCUGUAAUAAAACUUUUCAAGCAUACGUUUAAAGUGUAUCUAAAUCCCAGACUUCUUUCUUUUGUGUUUUGGAUAGUGUGGGGAAGAAUAUGCAACCCUGUCAGAUUGAAAUUGCUCUCUGUGGCUUGGCUAGGGAAAUACACCCUCUCUGUUCAGUCUGGUAACCAUUGUGACCAGAACUGAAAGGUAAAAUCCUAAAUUUUGAGUGGUUGAUGGACUAGGAAUAGAGGGGGGAGUCUUGGAAUAAAAAUGCUUGUUGCAGUAACCAUUAUGUCAGAGAGGAUAUACCUUACUUUGGGAAAAGUUCCUCACAAUUCCUGCUGUGUCUAUGGAACAGGACGUGAUUGGAAUCUCCUCAAUGGACAACGAUGUAAAAUUAACAGGUCUUUUAUUCAUCCCCUACAUCAGGGAUCCUCAAACUACGGCCCUCCAGCUGUUGCGGAACUACACAUCCCAUGAGGCAUUGUAAAACUCUGAU